AUGCGUUAUAGCAUGGGUCUUCUAGUGCAUUAUACAGCAUUUUCAUUACCAUUCAAUACCGAUCGAGGACAACAUAUUUUGAAAAAUCCUGGAAUUAUUAAUGCAAUUGUCGAAAAAUCGGCUAUAAAACCUACUGAUGUGGUGUUCGAAGUGGGUUCGGGUACAGGAAAUCUUACUAUGAAAUUAUUAGAAAAUGCGAAAAAAGUAAUUGCUAAUGAAAUCGACAGUCGUAUGGUUGCCGAACUAAGGAAGCGAAUAAUCGGAACGCCAUAUCAGGACAGGCUUGAAUAUCGUGUCGGUGAUGUAAUAAAAAUAGAUUGGCCAGUUUUUGAUGUUUGUGUUGCUAAUUUGCCAUUCCAGAUUUCGUCACCAUUUAUGUUCAGAUUGCUUCUUCAGCGACCAUUGCCAAGAUAUGCGGUACUGAUGUUUCAAAAAGAAUUUGCUGAUCGAUUAACAGCUAAAACUUGUGAUAAACAUUAUUGUCGCUUAAGCGUAAAUGUUCAGCUUCUAGCUAAGGUAGAACAUUUAAUGAAAGUUAAAAAAACAGAAUUUCGGCCUCCACCAAAGGUUGAUUCGGCGGUAGUGAGGAUUACUCCGCGAAAUCCACCACCACCAAUAAAUUAUCAGGAAUGGGAUGGUAUGUUACGAAUAGUUUUCCAUCGUAAAAACAAAAUGCUUUUAUCAUUAUUUAAGAAUAAACGGGUUUGUGAUUUACUGGAAAAGAAUUAUCGAAUAGUAUGCAGUGCUAAAAAUGAGGCAAUCGAGAAAGAAUUUAAUAUGAAGGAUAAACUGGAAUCAAUAUUAACAAAUUCCGGAUUUGCCAGUAAACGUGCACGUCGUAUGGAUGUGGACGACUUUUUGAGCCUUUUAUUAGCUUUUAAUAAAGAAAAUAUACAUUUUGCUUAA
Dracunculus medinensis (Guinea worm) is the source of this 906-nucleotide messenger RNA. NCBI's taxonomy places the organism in Eukaryota, Metazoa, Nematoda, Chromadorea, Rhabditida, Dracunculidae. The record is from the annotation of a GenBank genome assembly.